CAGCCUCCACAUACAGUUUUCUCCUUGUCUUGAAGCAGGCUUAGACAGAUAUAGGCAGACUAUGAUUUGAUUGUACACUAAGAAUUCAACAUGGCAUGUGGUGGGUUUGCUUGUUCCAGAACUGCCCUCUGUGUCUUGAACAUAAUUUAUGUGUUGGUAAGUCUUUUCAUGAUUGCCGUGGCAGCAUGGGGCAAAUGGUUCGGUUUGGUCACUAGCUUUAAAGUGAUGGUCGCUGUCAUUGCAGUUGGAUUCUUUCUCUUUAUUGUGGCCAUUGUGGGUUUGUGUGGAGCUCUGAAGCAUCAUCAAGUUCUCCUGUUCUUUUACAUGAUUAUACUUCUCUUGGUAUUCAUUGUGCAGUUUUCAGUAUCAUGGGCCUGCUUGACAAUCAGUAAAGAACAACAGAAUCUUCUAUUGGAGAUAGGAUGGAAUAAAUCUGAAUCCAUGCAGAGGGAUUUGGAAUAUUCAUUGGAUUGCUGUGGCUUCUAUCAAGUUAACGUAAAUGGGACGUGUGAAGCAGCCUGUUUCAAAGAGCUAACAUGUGAGCCAUGUUCAGUGAUAAUCCAAGCCUAUGCGGAUGAUGCUUUGCGUUUUGUUGGAGGAAUCAGCCUGUUUUUCAGUUUUACCGAGAUUUUGGGAGUCUGGCUAGCAUAUAGAUUCAGGAAUCAGAGAGAUGUUCGACAAAAUCCGGGUGCAUUUGUUUAAAAAUGUGUUUGACAUCAAAUACUUUCCCUUUUGCAUUCAUAUUAUCAAAGACAAAGUGUAUGUGUCAACUGCCUCUGCUUUUUAAAUGAUAUUUUGUAUGAGUAAAGAAAUAGGUUUGGUCACUGCAACUUUGCAAACAACUGUACACCCAACCGCUUCAUUAUCUAUUGUAGCAGGAUAUGAGCAGGAAGUGUUAUGUCACUUAUUUGUCUUCCACGUCACCCAAAGGCGCAGCAACACAACCAGGCUGCUCAACUGGUUUAUCAUUCAUUUCCUGAUGCUGCCUUCUGCUGGCAAUGUGACAACAAAACAACUGUGUUCACUUGCACUCUUAGCUUUUGUUUCUUGUGCAGCCCCUUCUGGCUUAAAGUUUAAACUGCAGUUAUUAUCUUUGCAAAAAUGAAAUAAAAAAUCACAUUAAAA
This is a messenger RNA of Paramisgurnus dabryanus, 1125 nucleotides long. RefSeq names its product tetraspanin-13. The record is from RefSeq and is a predicted model, not a curated record. Lineage: Eukaryota; Metazoa; Chordata; Actinopteri; Cypriniformes; Cobitidae. Gene Ontology annotation, cellular component: membrane.